UUUACGCGCGAUUUGUAUGGAGGAGAAUCCGUCGAAAAAAGCGAAGAAAGACCCUUGGGAUUUGGAGGAUUCGUUUAACACUGGCUUUGAGGAUGAGUUGGCGGCCUUACCAAUUGCAAGCACCUGGUGGAAGCGAAGUUCAUGUCCUUCUAUAGACCCUUCUACUCAAGACGUCAUCUUUCAACAGCUAGAAGUUGAUCAUUACAUUGGUAACCAUGUAGACAACAUGCCAGGACCUCAAGAGGGUCCCACCUCGAUUAUAAGGAUGUUUGGGAUUACAAUGGAUGGCAUCAGCGUUUGUGCCCAUGUUCACGGUUUUACUCCCUAUUUUUAUGUGCCAGCACCCAGAGGUUUUAAGGCAGAGGAUUGUGAGACAUUUCGGAGAGAUCUUGAUUAUGCAAUCAUGCGAGAUAUGAAAUCGAACAGAGAGGGUGUUGUCACUGCUGUUCAGUCCAUCGAAGUACAGACUAAGGAAAGCAUUAGGGGUUACCAUGGCAACCAAAAAUUGUCAUUUCUCAAGAUUACUGUCACUUUGCCACGAUUGAUUGCACCAGCAAAGAGACUGUUGGAAGGUGGAUUUUCAACUGGUUGCUAUGGAGAACGUGGUUACCAGACUUAUGAGAGCAAUGUUGAUUUUGAGAUUCGUUUUAUGUGUGAUAUGGAUGUUGUUGGGUGUAACUGGAUUGAGAUUCCUCGUGGGAAAUACAGUCUUCGUCGUCAUGAUCGGCAAUCGCUUCUGUACACGUCUCGGUGUCAAAUUGAACUUGACAUUUCAUUUGAAGAUUUUGUUAGUCACGCUGUGGAGGGAGAGUGGCAGAAGAUUGCUCCACUGAGAAUCCUGAGCUUUGACAUUGAGUGUGCUGGCAGGAAGGGCAUCUUUCCAGAGCCUGAUAAAGAUUCUGUUAUUCAGAUUGCAAACAUGGUUGUUGUGCAGGGAGACAAGGAUCCGUUUGUCAGAAAUGUGUUUUGUCUUAAUACGUGUGCACCAGUUGUUGGAUCCAAAAUAUUCUCAUUUCAAAAGGAGGAAAAGAUGCUACAGGCGUGGUCUGAUUUUGUUUGUGCUGUUGAUCCGGACAUCAUCACUGGUUACAACAUCGUCAAUUUCGAUCUCCCUUACCUUCUCAACAGGGCAUUAGCUCUCAAGCUCACUCGAUUUCCUUUUAUGGGGCGUGUAAAGAAUGAGAGGACUACAAUGAAAGAUUCAGUAUUUCAGUCACGAGCGUAUGGAAAGAGAGAGAACAAAGUGAUUACAAUGGAAGGAAGAGUGCAAUUUGAUUUAUUUCAGAUUUUGUUGCGAGAUUAUAAGUUGCGGUCAUAUUCAUUGAAUGCUGUCAGUUUCCAUUUUCUCGGUGAGCAGAAAGAAGAUGUCCAGCAUUCUAUUAUUACUGAGUUGCAGAAUGGCACAGAUCAAACUCGACGUCGUCUUGCUGUGUACUGCAUGAAAGAUGCGAUUCUUCCUCUUCGUCUUCUUGAGAAGCUCAUGUGUGUGAUCAACUACAUGGAGAUGGCUCGUGUUACAGGUGUUCCUCUCAGUUAUCUUCUCACCCGUGGCCAACAGAUAAAGGUGAUGUCUCAACUGCUGCGAAAAGCAAGAGAACAGGACUUAGUCAUUCCUGCACAUAAAGCAGAAGCAGGAGAAGAGUAUACUGGAGCCACUGUAAUAGAGCCAGUAAAGGGCUACUAUGACAUUCCUAUUGCGACACUGGAUUUCUCAUCAUUGUAUCCAUCCAUCAUGCAGGCACAUAAUCUUUGCUACACCACUUUGAUUCAACCUCAUGAGACAAAGCAGUUUUCACCUGACCAAUACAUUAAGACACCCAGUGGAAAUUUUUUUGUAAAGAGUGCUUUAAGAAGAGGCGUCCUGCCAGACAUUCUGGAGAAUUUACUGGCAGCCAGGAAAAGGGCGAAAGCAGAAUUGAAACAGGAAACAGACCCCUUCAAGAGAAAAGUGUUGGAUGGCAGACAGCUUGCUCUCAAGAUCAGUGCAAACUCAGUUUAUGGUUUUACAGGAGCUUCUAUAGGAAAACUGCCAUGUUUAGAAAUAUCACAGAGUGUGACUGCAUUUGGUCGUCAAAUGAUUGAUAGGUCUAGGCAAUUGGUGGAAGACAAGUUUACAGCAGCCAAUGGAUAUCCAGCUGAUGCUCAGGUAAUCUAUGGUGACACUGACUCUGUAAUGGUAAAGUUUGGAUCCAAUGAAUUAGAAGAAUGCAUGGCAAUAGGUCGAGAAGCAGCAGCAUACAUUUCAGAGCAAUUCCCUCAGCCAAUUAAGCUUGAAUUUGAAAAGGUGUAUUUUCCAUAUCUGCUAAUCAGCAAGAAACGAUAUGCAGGGCUGUACUUUACAAGAGUUGACAAGCAUGACAAGAUGGAUUGCAAAGGCAUUGAAACGGUUCGACGUGACAAUUGCCCUUUGGUUGCCAAUCUUAUUAAUACAUGCCUGGAAAUGAUUUUGAUCAACAGGAAUCCACAUGGAGCAGUGGAAUAUGUGAAGCAGACAAUUUCUGAUUUAUUGUGUAAUCGCAUUGAUAUAUCGCAGUUGGUUAUUACAAAAGAACUCACAAGACAAGAUGGCGACUAUGCAGGAAGACAAGCACAUGUUGAAUUGGCAGCAAGAAUGAGAAAACGAGAUGCUGGUUCUGCACCAGCUCUUGGAGACCGCGUACCAUAUGUUAUAACAGCCGGAGCUAAAGGAGCGGCAGCUUACCUGCGAUCAGAAGAUCCAAUCUAUGUCCUAGAUCACAAUCUAGCACUAGAUACAGAUUACUAUUUGGAAAACCAACUGUCCAAACCUUUGAUGCGAAUUUUUGAGCCUAUUCUUGGUGAAAGUCGUGCUCAUUCUGAAUUACUUCGAGGUAAGCACACGCUGGCCAAGACGAAAGUCACGUCGUCGAUAGGUGCUCUGUCUGCAUUUGCUAAGAAGAGAAACACUUGUGUUGGAUGUCGAGCAGUAUUAAGACGAGAAGAUGAAGCCGUUUGUGAACACUGCAAGUCUCGCGAGUCAGAGCUUUAUCAGAAAGAGAUGGGUCAUCUCAACGCGCUCGAAGAGAAGUUUGCUCGACUAUGGACUCAAUGUCAGCGAUGUCAGGGCAGUCUUCAUCAAGACGUCCUCUGCACGAGCCGUGACUGCCCCAUCUUCUACAUGCGCAAGAAGGUACAAAAGGACGUCGAAGAUCAGGACAAAAUUGUCUCUCGGUUUAGUUGUCCUUCGUGGUAACUAGCAGGCAUCUCUCUGGUUUCUUGAUUCAGAAUGAUACAAGCUAGCUGGUGUAGACGAAAGCGAAAAUUGAUAGGUGAAGGGCGCUUCCUGAACCUACAAGAGAAUUUAA
Molecule: messenger RNA, 3323 nt
Organism: Corticium candelabrum
Lineage: Eukaryota; Metazoa; Porifera; Homoscleromorpha; Homosclerophorida; Plakinidae
Product: DNA polymerase delta catalytic subunit-like
Exons: 19
Coding region: 17-3211 (1064 amino acids)
Biological process (GO): DNA replication proofreading; base-excision repair, gap-filling; DNA-templated DNA replication
Cellular component (GO): delta DNA polymerase complex
Molecular function (GO): nucleotide binding; 3'-5'-DNA exonuclease activity; DNA-directed DNA polymerase activity
Source: RefSeq, a predicted model, not a curated record